CUUUUCUGUAGAAAGGUCACCGGAAGUUCUCAUAUUAACCGCAAAAGAAUGCACCAGAGCCUGCCUUGAAAUAGCGGCCAUUAGAAUCAACAAAAGACAAAUUCGCUAGCGUUUGUUAAUAUUUCUCACCUGAAAUUGUUUUCAGCUUGGUAUUACAUUAGUCUGCGAGUGUAACAUUUGAUCUGCAAGGGACAUGGGUAGGAGCAGGAGUCGAACUCCUCCUCGGCGAGAGAGAAGGCGUUCCCGCUCAACUUCACGGGAUCGUGAGCGAAGGCGAAGGGAAAGGGAUCGCUCACGUUCUCGAGAUCGGGAUCGUGACCGUCGAAGAAGUCGUUCACGAUCUCCUCACAGGAGGCGGUCAAGGUCUCCUAGACGUCACCGCUCCUCCUCCCUCUCUCCUGUGAGACAAAAAGACAGACGUGAAGAGGAGCGCAAAGAAGUGAAAGAAAAGACAGCAAAGCCCAUUCAGAUAUCAGCGGAGGACAUGCACGGCAAAACAGAAGAGGAAAUUGAGAUGAUGAAACUGAUGGGAUUUGGUGCCUUUGACAGCACCAAGGGGAAGAAAGCUGAUGGAUCGGCCAAUGCAUAUGCUGUGAAUGUGACCAUGAAGAGAAAAUACAGGCAGUACAUGAACAGAAAAGGUGGAUUCAACAGACCGCUGGACUUCAUCGCUUGAAAGUAACUCUGAAUGAUACCUGAGAAGCUUAUCUUCACUCUCCCCUCACUAUAGUUGAUGAUAUUGUGCUAUUCAAAACCUGUUUUGUGUUAAGCAACAAUUCUGUAUAUACCUUUUUAUAAGUGAACACAAAUGUAAAUAAUAGUACUUGCAGUAACUGCUGAAUAUUAAUAGGAGAGUCUUUGUCGACACAAUGUAUGGAGCUUUGUCUUGUGGAGGUGUAUGGGGUUUUGAUCUGAAAUAAAAUACUUUUAAAAAGUG
This is a messenger RNA of Scatophagus argus, 937 nucleotides long. It is a transcript of the gene snrnp27, whose product is annotated as small nuclear ribonucleoprotein 27 (U4/U6.U5). Gene Ontology annotation, cellular component: precatalytic spliceosome. The transcript is spliced from 6 exons. Gene Ontology annotation, biological process: RNA splicing. NCBI's taxonomy places the organism in Eukaryota, Metazoa, Chordata, Actinopteri, Scatophagidae. The record is from RefSeq and is a predicted model, not a curated record. Bases 194 to 676 code for a protein of 160 amino acids.